UUCAACAUUUUCCCCAAGAGCUGGGGUGUGGGAGGGGUGACCCCAGGCCCAGGUGGUGACGCUGUGGGCUGGCCCAGGCCUGGAGUGUGGAGAAGCUUCACUCCCUUGCUUCCUGUCUCUCGUCACUUAAGAACAUCUCUGCAGCAGUUAUCAAGUCAUCUCUCCACGGGGCUCUUGGUUGCACUCCCAUCUGUUCCAGAACAAGAGGAAGAAAGACAGGCUUGGAGGUUCAGGCCCCUGAUGACUCAGGCCCUCGCCUGCCUCAGCAAGGGCACAAUGCCUUUGGAAGUCUCUUCCAGCUUCCUGAUCCUGGUUCUGCACGUGGCACUCUGCCCAGUGGUCACUCAGGGAAAGGAUGUGGUGCUGAGCAAAGAAGGUGCCACAGUGGAGCUGCCCUGCAUAGGGUCCCAGAGGAAGAACAUGCCCUUCAGCUGGAAAUUUCUCAAUGAAACCAAGAUUCUGGCAAAACAGAACUCCUACCUAACUCGAGGGAAAACCCACCUGGGUAACCGGAUUGACUCUAGGAGCAGUCAGUGGGAUAGAGGAUCCUUCCCCCUGAUCAUCCGGAAGCUUGAAAUGAAGGACUCGGAGAUCUACAUCUGUGAGGUGGAUAACAAGAGGAUGCUGGUGGAGCUGAAGGUGUUCAAAUUGACUGCCAGCCCGGGCACUCGCCUGGUGGAGGGGCAGACCUUGAACCUGAUUGUGGAGGGCCCCAAGAACAGCCAGCUACCCGUACAGUUCACCAGCCCAGCAGGUCAAAUUUUCAAAGAGGAAGCGGCCAUCACAGUGCCCAGUGUGGGGUUCCAGCACAAUGGCAUCUGGAGAUGCAUUGUCACCCUGGACAAGAAGUAUCUCCAGUUGGACAUCUACAUCUUGGUGCUGAGUUUUCAGAAGAUGCAGAUACCCAACCCCUUCUACAAGAAAGAGAAGGAGUCUCUGGAGAUGUGCUUCCCCCUGACCUUCAACAAUGAAGACCUGCCCUUCACUGGAGAGCUGAUCUGGCGGGCAGACAAGGCUUCUUCCUCUCAUUCCUGGAUCACCUUCUCUGUGGCAAACCAGAGGGUGUCUGUACAAAAUGACAACCAAGACCCCAAGCUCCAAAUGGCAGAGAAAACCCCACUGUGCCUCACCCUGUCCUCAGUCUUGCUCCAGCAUGCUGGCUCUGGAAACCUGACUCUGACCCUGGACGGAGGCCAGAGACUGUCCCAAGAAGUGAAGCUGGUGGUGAUGAAGGUGGCUCAGGACCAGAACUCUCUCGUCUGUGAGGUACAGGGACCCACUUCCUCCACACUCAUGCUGAGUUGGAAUCUCAAGGACCAGAAGCCCCAGGUCUCGAAGCAAGAGAAGCAGGUUUGGGUGCUGUCUCCUGAAGCAGGGACAUGGCAGUGUCUCCUGAGUGAUGGGAGCCAGGUCCUUCUGGAGUCCACAGUCGAUGUUGUGUCCAGGGGGAUGCCCCAGGACCAGUCAAUGUUCCUGGCUAUCGUGCUGGGGGGUACCCUAGGCUUUCUGUUCCUCACCGGGCUCUGCAUCUUCUGCUGUGUCUGGUGCCGACACCAACGGCGCCAGGCAGCAAGGAUGUCUCAGAUCAAGCGGCUCCUCAGUGAGAAGAAGACCUGCCAGUGCCACCGCCCAUCCCACUCCAGGUCUCCUGAGCUCCUCCUCAGCAGUUCACACAGUGAGCAGGACCCGUCCACCUGGAAACAUAACAGGAACCUGUCAGUUUACAAGAGCGGGCCCUGUGAUCAAAGAGAGCAGAGAUUUCCCGAAGAUCACACAGCCAGUCAAGGACAGAAGCAGAUCCGAACCCCCUGAAGCCAGCCCUCUGUGUCUCAGGCUGCCUGCGCUUCAACCUGUGUUGCUGGACCACCUCACAUCCUGACAGCCAUGCAAACAGGACACACACCCACGCACAGAGCCACAAGUUUGCUCAGGCGCACAAUUUCUUAUCACCCAAGCAGUGUAUCUCAAUGUAUAAACCAGUGCACAGUCUCUGUCUGUUUUGAACUUUAUGAAAAUCCUACCCAAGCAUGGUGCCCCAUGCUUGAAAUCCCAACACUUGGGAGGCUGAGACAGGACUGCUGAAGGUUGGAGGCCAGUCUGGGACAUAUAGUGAGUUCAAGGCCAGAGAGAAGUACGUAGUGAGAACAAAUCUUAAAAAACAAAAUAAAUCUUAAUUCAAAACAGGGGUUGAAGCCUCCUGUUCUCUUAGAGCGCAGGCUAGGAGCACAGACAGUCCUGUGGGAGAGAAACUCAGUGACCAUCACUUACUCCAUGCAGAACCUUCUGGAAGGUGAGCUUAGAGGGCAGAAAGUUAGUUUGGGACUGAGCCCCCAAGAAAGGCCCAGUUCCCAGCCCUGCAACCUCUCCAAAGCCUUCAGAACACUGGGAAAUCUCAGGACACAGAGAAAUCAAAUCGGAGUUACACAUUGCUCUUCCUCCUCUCCUUGAUUCCUUUCUCUCAGGACCUCCAGCCACUUCUGCCUCUCUCACCACCUCCCUCAGGCUCGACCUGUUCCCCACUUUUCCUGUGACCCUUUUCUUUCCAACUCCGUUCUUCCAGAAAGAUCAUCCAAGUGCUGCCAGCUCCCCAUUCCUGCUUCCUUGGGCUGAAGGGAAAAUAUAAUAAAUGUCCUAUGGAGAA
Cavia porcellus (domestic guinea pig) is the source of this 2641-nucleotide messenger RNA. RefSeq names its product CD4 molecule (gene Cd4). Bases 241 to 1812 code for a protein of 523 amino acids. Gene Ontology annotation, biological process: interleukin-15-mediated signaling pathway; cell adhesion; T cell activation. Gene Ontology annotation, molecular function: protein tyrosine kinase binding; MHC class II protein binding; coreceptor activity. Gene Ontology annotation, cellular component: membrane raft; external side of plasma membrane. NCBI's taxonomy places the organism in Eukaryota, Metazoa, Chordata, Mammalia, Rodentia, Caviidae. The transcript is spliced from 10 exons. The record is from RefSeq and is a predicted model, not a curated record.